AUGGCCGAGACGCAGCCCCUCCUCGGCCCCCGGGCUGAGCCUCAGGACCCCCUCGCCUGCCUCGAUGAUCCCAAGCCCGUGUUCGACUUUGAUCCCAACGGCGACUCGGACAACCCUCGCGAGUGGCCGGCGUCGUUCAAGCGGAACAUUAUCGUCAGCGAGCUCGAUAAUGGCCGCCCCAACGACUCGGCGAGCGCCCUGCUCGUGACCAUCUGGGAGCUCGGAGAGGCUGCUGGUCCUCUUCUGAUUGCGCCGCUGUCCGAAGUCUACGGCCGCUACCCCGUCAUGAACGUGUGCAACGUGCUCUUCAUCGCCGCCACCGUUCUGGCCGCCGUCAGCCAGUCGUCGACUCUCUUCAUCGCCGCCCGCGCCCUGACCGGUCUCGCCGUCGCCUCGAACGUUCUGAGCCCCGCCAUCAUUGGUGACAUUUUCGAGCCCGACCAACGCGGCUCGGCCAUGAGCCUCAUGAUGCUCGCGCCUCUCAUCGGCGGCGCUGUCGGUCCCGCCAUCAGCGGUGCCGUCGCGCAGACGCUCGGCUGGCGCCAGGUCCUCUGGAUGAGCGCCGGUCUCGCCGUCGCUUGCGAGAUCCUCUUCCUGACCUGCUUCCGCGAGACGUACAAGAUGGUCAUCCUCCGCAAGCGCGCGCCGGAGCUGUACCGGCAGCACCAGCUGGACCUGGAGCCCAAGGAGGCGAGCGACCACGGCAGCCUCCUGAAGCUGUGGCACUCGGUGACGCGGCCCAUGUCGGUCCUCUUCAGCUCGGGCGUGCUCCUCGCGCUGUCCCUCUUCGGCUCCAUCUCCUUCAGCUACUUCUACGUCAUGUCCAUCACGCUGCCCGACAUUCUGCAGGACAUCUACGGCUUCUCGCCGGCCCUCACGGGCUCGGCGUUCAUCACCUUCAGCAUCGGCUCCUUCGUGGCCAUCGCCGUCUGCAACGUCGGCCUCGACCGCAUCUACAUCCACCUCCGCGCCCACGACCCCGAGGGCGGCAAGCCCGAGCACCGCCUGCCCCUCACCAUCGUCGGCGCCUUCGCCCUGCCCCUCGCCGUCAUGGCCUACGGCUGGGCCGCCGAGCUGCGCCUCCCCGUGCCCCUGCUCCUCCUCGCCGCCGCCCUGCUCGACGGCUCGCUGCUGCUGGCCAUGGUGCCCGUGUCGGCCUACGUCGUCGACGCCUUUGGCCUGUACUCGGCCUCGGCCAUGACGGGCGUCAUCGUCACGCGCUGCCUCAUGGGCACCUUCCUGCCGCUGUCCACCGGCCCGCUGCGCGCCCGCUUCGGCUAUGGCUGGGGUUUCACCAUUCUCGGCGCCGUCAGCCUGUGCUUGGCGCCUAUUCCCAUCUUCAUCAUGCGCUAUGGCGCCACCUGGAGGAAGGCGUCGCUGUACUCGAGGGAGACGUGA
Verticillium dahliae VdLs.17 is the source of this 1398-nucleotide messenger RNA. RefSeq lists its product as uncharacterized. The transcript is spliced from 2 exons. Gene Ontology annotation, molecular function: transmembrane transporter activity. NCBI's taxonomy places the organism in Eukaryota, Fungi, Ascomycota, Sordariomycetes, Glomerellales, Plectosphaerellaceae. Gene Ontology annotation, biological process: transmembrane transport. The record is from RefSeq and is a predicted model, not a curated record. The coding region runs from base 1 to 1398 and encodes 465 amino acids.